GGUUGGUAAAUGGCAGAAACCAUUGCGUUGGUCGUGUGGAAAUCUUCUAUGAAGGAGAAUGGGGAACGGUGGUGUGAUGAUUCUUGGGAUCUGACAGAUGCUCAGGUUGUAUGCCGGCAACUAGGCUGUGGCAGAGCAAUUUCAUCACCUGGCAGUGCCUAUUUUGGUCAAGGUACAGGACCUAUUAUUCUGGAUGAUGUGAAUUGCAGAGGUGAUGAAAUAUUUUGUGGUACUGCCCACACCGAGGGCUGAAACAGCACAACUGUGUCCAUCAUGAAGACGCUGGAGUCAAACUGUUCAGGUUCAGAAUAUCCUACAGCGAACUGUGGGGGCAUUUUGACCAAUCCUCGAGGAGACAUCUAUAAGAAGUUUGGUGAUUCUUAUUCAUCGGAUUCCUGUGUAUGGUACAUUAGUGUUGCCAACAAUAACAGAAUUCAUCUGUCUUUCAACCAAUUCUUAAAAAGGAAUUCACAGCAUGUCAGGUGUCCUUCUGUGUUGGUUUAUGAUGGCACCCCACGUGGAUCAGUCUUACUUGGGAGCCUAUGCGAAACAGAAACCCGAAGUUUUAUUUCCUCAUCCAACAGCAUAAGUAUAGUGUACUCCAGUUAUAACGGCGGUCAAGACUUGGAAUUCUCUGCUUCAUAUGACUCAGUCUUCUCCAACAACAAUAAUGUAACUGUCUCAUGCCAUUCAAAUUACAUGGAUGUUAGGGUAGCUCUUGGCUAUCUUAAUUCUCUGGGAUAUUCUGAAAGUGAGAUUUUUCUCAAUGAUCCACAAUGUCGUCCUACCACUGUAUCAGGCUGGCUGAAAUUUCACAUCCCUUAUCAGCAAUGUUUAACAGUCAAGCAGGUUGAAAACUGACACUAUCAAUUACUCCAAUACCCUGAAUACCGACACAGAAAACCUCAUAGUGACAUACAGAAAAACAUAAAAUCUGUCUGUGAAAUGUCGGCUGUACCAAGACACAUAGUGAAGGGCGUGUACUAUCCUGAUGAACAAUUAAGAACUCAGUUUUGCAAUAUGGCUUGUAUUCUGCCAAUCUGACAUUCUUUCCCGACCUCAAGUUUUUAUACAACCCGUAAACACGCACCCAUACUUUGUAAGGCUCAACCAGCCUUUGUUUCCUGCAAGCCUCCUUAAUCACGAAUGAGACAUGACUUGACCUUUUGUAGAUACAUGCAUUGCAUCUCCUCAUGAGUUUAACUUUAACUGGAAGAGUUACAAUAUUGUUUACAAAGGUUGCAGCAGCCUCCCUGGUUAUAGGAUAUAUCCUUCCUCUACAAACAGCACAGUCCGGUUUGGAUUCGGUGCUUUAGCUUUCUGAAGAAACAUUCCGGUGUCUACAUUCAGUGUAGAUUGAGUGUGUGUCGUAGGGGCAGCCAAAGCUCGCACUGCAAUCAGAACUGUGUGCCAAGGCGUAAGAGAGCGGCUGAACCCCACCACUACGAGGAGGUACACGUUGUUGUUGGACCUGUUGAAGCUCUGGAAGAAUGAGUAAAUGGCUAACUCAACAGAUUUCACAAUUUAUAGUUUUACUAAUUUACGUUCAUGUCUUAUUGAUCUAUUCUUGCUUUGAGCUGGAAAUAAUAAUGUUGUAGUUAAUGCUGCUGGUUUAACACUUAUAUUAUAAAUCAAAUAUUAAACGCAUAAUAAAAACAAAAGCAACUGCAUUAUA
Messenger RNA from Rana temporaria (common frog), 1675 nucleotides. Its product is annotated as CUB and zona pellucida-like domain-containing protein 1. NCBI's taxonomy places the organism in Eukaryota, Metazoa, Chordata, Amphibia, Anura, Ranidae. Bases 274 to 861 code for a protein of 195 amino acids. The record is from RefSeq and is a predicted model, not a curated record. The transcript is spliced from 7 exons.